CGACGAAGUCUAAGAGGAAAUGCCCCGCCCUUCUCGAAGCAGAGCAGCCCCCGAGUACAACUAUCAACGGGCAUACAAGGCAUGUAUUCCCUGCCGCCAGAGAAAAGUCAGAUGCGAGUCAGAUCCAGCGCGUCAUCAGCAGCCGUGCAAAAGAUGCGGGAAGUUGGAUAUUGAAUGCCGUUUUACCAUCAAGCAGCCCUGGUCAAGGAGGAAAACAGAGUCGAUCAAGAAUUCACGUACUACUGCUCGGAUAUCAUCAGAACAGGGCCAGGAAGACACAUGCAUAAGCUGGCUGCCGCUAUCUGAGACUAGUGAAGGAGAGCAUUUGUAUUCGGAAAAAGAACCUAUAGAUGGGAUUUCCACCACGGUCCUGCAGAAGAAGGUUACCAGCGGCCACGAUGCGUUGGAUAUUCUGUUCGAUGCAGCACUUCAACAAAAAGAGUUACCUACAACCCCCACAACGGACACAGCGCCCCAAGUUAAGGAAGAUGGUGUCCUAAAAAUCUGGGAGCGUUGCCGCUUUGUCAAGGGCGGGUGGCUCGCUGCGCACGAAGCAGUCUUCCUAAUGGACACAUUCUUCAAGAAUAUGGCUCCAGCAUCUCCCAUUUUGACGGAUUUCUUUGCUUCUCAUAACACUCACUAUUGGCUGAUCACCCAGGAACCAAUGCUGUGCUGCACCAUCUUGAUGAUCUCUGCGCGAUACCAUAUUGUUCCAGGGCCCUUUGGAACAUCCAGAGGAUUCAUCAUCCACCACAGGUUGUGGCAGCAUUGCCAGCAUCUCAUAUUACGGAUUACCCUAGGACAAGAGAAAGUCUCCAAAGCGAAGACAAGACAUCUUGGGACAAUCGAGGCGCUCCUCCUCCUUACAGAGUGGUAUCCUCGAGCUUUACAUUUUCCUCCGGAAACUGAUGGGUGGGAUUCGGACUUGAUGUAUACCACACCUAAUGAUCGAGAUCCACCUGCUAUCACGGAAGAGAUGCCGAUACAAGAACGUUGGGAGCAGGAUGUCAUAGAGCCGACGCGACGAUCAGAUCGGAUGUCGUGGAUGCUUGUGAGCUCUGCACUGGCCCUUGCGCACGAGCUUGGAGUGUUUGAUUCGAGAGAACAGCCUAGUUUCUCCGAUGGCCCAGAUGUGAGAACAUAUAUGAAGCACCUGGAAUUCAGACGCCAACGUCUUCCAUCGCUGUUAUUUGUUGCUUCGAGCCUAUUGGCCUCUCGAAUUGGUUGCCCACCCAUCAUGUCUGAAAAAUAUAAGCCAAGAAAACUAGAUAAUAUUUUGUUGGUCGAUCCGCAAUGGACAACCUUUAUGGCCUCAUGGGUAUACUUGACUAGUUUCGUCCAAAUCAUUGGGGAAAAGUUCCUUUUGGAAGCCAGAAAUAACGAUCAUCAAGGCAUUGAUUUUGGAUCGUUGGAACAGUUCAAGGAACAGCUUGCUACGUGGAAUGGAAAUCAUCGACAAACAGGGAACUUCCACUAUGAUGAUAUUUUACACAUAGAGUACGAAUACCUGAGGGUAUUUACCAACUCCCUUGGGGUACAGGGAAUCGUUGAACGAGUGUUAUCAGACACUAUACCACAAAAGACUAUCGACGAGACAUUCAUUUCACGAGCACGCCAAAUCAACAUCAGCAGGAAUGAGUACGACUUCAUCGAAGAAGUGAUUGAUGGCACCUGUGCUAUACUUUCGCGCAUCGUGUCACUCUCCCAGAGAAAGUCACUUCGAUACUUUCCCAUUCGAAUCUUUCUACGUAUGGUCAGCUCGUCCGUCUUCCUCCUCAAGGCUCUCUCUUUGGGAGUGCGAACAUCGAAACUGCAAGAGUCAUUACAUCUGCUCGACCAGGCUAUUGUUACCCUACAAUCUAAUCAACAAGAUGACAUCCAUCUUGUCUCGCAAUACGCAUCCCUACUGCACAUCCAUGUUUCUCGAUUGCGGCAGACAUUCACCAAAUCGGGCCGGUUGGGAAACCAGGAUGAACCUAGUCAAGAGGAUGCCCCUGAUACUGACAGAAUAGGUCAACCGUCUAACGAAGAAACUCCCUGGGAUCCAAGCAUGAUCGACUGGGCCAACCAAAUCUAUCACCCCGGGGACUGGCUGUCACUUCCAUUGGAUCCACUGAUGGCACCAUUUGGAUCGUGGGACAGUGUACCUACGGAUUUGGAUUCAGGAUAUUUGGACUUGGGCUUUAUUUGGAAUCUACCGCCUUGACGAACUGAUGAGUGCUCCGAGUGGGAAAGCUGUAAUUUCCGGUGAGAGCCUCCGAUAUAAGGCCGUCAGUAUGGAUUGAAGGGAAGCGCAUAAGUGCAUAUAACAUAGGGAUGACAUUGCCCGGAACUCCUGAGAGAUUUACAAACCCGAUAAGAAGAAAAUUGGAGGCAGUCAGCCCAUAGUCCACCCGAAUUCCCAUGUUAUUUCGUAUUCCGCGUGGGUCUUAGAUCGGAGAUACUGUACGGGGUAUAAAAACCCUGAAAUCCCCAAGAAACUGCGGAGCUAUGCAAUUGAUAUGAAAUGCUACAAGAGUGGCUUUAUUCACCAUGCAUUAUUACAUCCAAUAACAUUACAAUUUCUACCAUGG
Messenger RNA from Aspergillus ruber CBS 135680, 2573 nucleotides. RefSeq names its product transcription factor domain-containing protein. The record is from RefSeq and is a predicted model, not a curated record. Bases 20 to 2206 code for a protein of 728 amino acids. Lineage: Eukaryota; Fungi; Ascomycota; Eurotiomycetes; Eurotiales; Aspergillaceae. Gene Ontology annotation, cellular component: nucleus. Gene Ontology annotation, molecular function: DNA-binding transcription factor activity, RNA polymerase II-specific; zinc ion binding. Gene Ontology annotation, biological process: aromatic amino acid catabolic process; positive regulation of transcription by RNA polymerase II. The transcript is spliced from 4 exons.